Trifolium pratense (red clover) is the source of this 1806-nucleotide messenger RNA. RefSeq names its product lanC-like protein GCR2. The coding region runs from base 273 to 1586 and encodes 437 amino acids. NCBI's taxonomy places the organism in Eukaryota, Viridiplantae, Streptophyta, Magnoliopsida, Fabales, Fabaceae. The record is from RefSeq and is a predicted model, not a curated record. The transcript is spliced from 6 exons. Gene Ontology annotation, biological process: peptide modification; carbohydrate metabolic process. Gene Ontology annotation, cellular component: plasma membrane.
UCUGACGGAAUAAUAAGGUCUAUGUUUCAGGAUCAUAAAAGAGAUGUCACAUCUACCCCAAAAAUCUUAAGGUAUUGAGUUAUCUUUGAAAUUCAUAUCAUUUGUUGGAGAGUUCGGAAAAAACAACCGAUCAAAUGUUUUCGACCAUAUUUUUAUCCAAAACCUUGAGACACGAGGUUGAACGAUCUUAUAUCCCACUCUUAUAGCAUCAAUGCCACCGCAUUAAACAUUAAUUUAUGUAUCUAUGAAAAAAAUUGUGUCUUUAGCCGGAGAUGGCUGAUCGCUUCUUUCCGAACGACUUGCCACCACCAUUGGUGUCAGAGACCAUACUUGAAGAAGCAACCUCUUCCCAAACACCAACACCACACUCUCUCACCUCACUCCUUUCUCUACCUUACACAACACUAACCUCAAAGCUUCAAGCUGCAGCACUUCACUUCAAACAAUCGGUGGUGAAUGAGACAUGGGGUUCAAGUGGGAACCGUGUGAAGGACUAUACUCUUUACACGGGGGUUCUUGGAACAGCAUAUCUGGUUUUUAAGGCCUAUCAAGUAACCAAGAAUGUGGAUGAUCUUAACUUAUGCUUGAAGAUUGUUAAGGCUUGUGAUUCUGCUUCAGCAAAUUCAAGUUACAGUCUUGUCAUGAUAUGGGAGAAUGGAAGUAAGGUGAUUCUAGUUUUAUUUGCUAAUGAAUUGAGUUGCAGUCGCGUGACAUUCAUCUGUGGCCGUGCUGGUGUUUGUGCUCUUGGUGCUGUCAUAGCUAAGCAUGUUGGUGAUGAGAGAUUACUUGACUAUUACCUUAGACAAUUCAAAGAGAUUGAGCUACCCCGUGAUUUGCCCUAUGAGGUAUUGUAUGGCAGAGCAGGUUACUUAUGGGCUUGUUCAUUCUUAAACAAGCAUAUUGGUAAAGACACAAUACCUAGUACUCACAUGAGACCAAUUGUGGAUGAAAUUAUAACAUCGGGUAGAAAAUUGGCUCACAAGGGAAGAUGUCCUUUGAUGUAUGAAUGGCAUGGGAAGAAAUAUUGGGGUGCUGCUCAUGGACUUGCAGGAAUCAUGAAUGUGUUGAUGGACAUGGAACUCAAGCCAGAUGAGGUUGAAGAUAUCAAGGGUACACUACGCUACCUGAUUAAGAAUCGGUUCUCGAGUGGCAAUUAUCCCUCCAGUGAAGGAAGUGAAUAUGACCGCCUUGUGCAUUGGUGUCAUGGUGCUCCUGGAGUAACUCUUACGCUUGUAAAAGCAGCUGAGGUUUUUGGGGAUAUUGAAUUUUUGCAAGCAGCUAAAGAGGCAGGUGAAGUAGUAUGGAAGAGGGGUCUUCUUAAGCGAGUUGGAAUUUGCCACGGCGUCAGUGGGAACACGUAUGUCUUUCUUUGUCUUUACAGAUUGACAGGAAACAAGGAGUACUUGUACAGGGCUAAAGGAUUUUCUUGCUUUCUACUUGAUAAUGCACAAAAAUUGAUUGCUGAAGGAAAGAUGCAUGGGGGAGAUCGCCCUUAUUCGUUAUUCGAAGGUCUUGGAGGACUGGCUUAUACCUUUCUAGACAUGAUUGAUCCACAAGUUGCAAGGUUCCCUGGCUAUGAACUUUGAGUCCCUUGAUAGAUGAAGCAACAUAGGUGUUGUAUAUUACAGAUGUAUAUUUCCAUCCCCGAGACCGCAAUAUUUUGGGUUUCCAAUAAGAAAUUUUGUAAAUAUGGAGUAAAAACUGCAACUCUGGAAGUGUAGUUUUUAACUGCAAUAUGAUAUGUUCAAGGAGUAAACUGUGAUGCAUGGUUCAUAAUCUUAGUGCUCCAUGAUACUUGCUAUGAAA